Messenger RNA from Geodia barretti, 710 nucleotides. Lineage: Eukaryota; Metazoa; Porifera; Demospongiae; Tetractinellida; Geodiidae. The record is from the annotation of a GenBank genome assembly.
GCAACAUUGUACGGAAGUUCGACAUCGUGGGAUCGAAUCGUCUCCACUGGCUAUGAAACAAGGACGUCGCUGGCUGCUACAAACGCAGCUCCUUCUUUUCCUCGCGUCUACAGCGACUGCCGAAGAAUGCCCGUACCCGUGCGUAUGUCACGUGAACGCCGACGCGGCGCGGACGCUGACAGUGGACUGCAGGAACCAAGAGCUGUUCGAGGUUCCUCUCGGCGUCCCAACCACCACCUCUCACCUUGACGUCAGCCAUAAUAACAUUCAGUUUGUGAGAGCCGUGGAUUUCCCUAAUCUCCCUGUCCUCACCUACCUGCAGCUACACACAAAUGAUAUUUCGGACAUUGAGGCAGGGGCAUUUCAGAAUCUCCCAUCGUUGGAGGCACUGACUCUGCAGAAUAACUUACUCCAGAGCCUCCGACCAGGAACAUUCACUGGACUCUCCAACCUCCAGUUACUGAACCUCUUCAAUAACUAUCUGGCAGAGCUGGACCCAGACAUAUUCAGUCCACUGAACAACCUGGUCACACUGAACCUGGCGUACAGCAGUCUUGAAGAUAUCAGGACAGGCACCUUUGCCAACUUUUCUCGUCUGUUUGACCUGUGAGAUAUACAUUACUUUUGUUCCUUCUCUCUUUCCCUUCUCUUCUCUUCUCUCUCUCUCUCUCUCUCUCUCUCUCUCUCUCUCUCUCUCUCUCUCUCUUUCU